Messenger RNA from Acinonyx jubatus (cheetah), 1948 nucleotides. RefSeq names its product eukaryotic translation initiation factor 2B subunit delta (gene EIF2B4). Bases 263 to 1900 code for a protein of 545 amino acids. The transcript is spliced from 12 exons. Lineage: Eukaryota; Metazoa; Chordata; Mammalia; Carnivora; Felidae. The record is from RefSeq and is a predicted model, not a curated record.
ACAGGUACGCGAGCCUCCGGGCGCUGGACGCCCGCGACUGAGCCCUGAGUCCCUCUGGGUCCUGUCGUUCCGUUCCGGCGUCUCUCCGGGCCCUGGUGCGCGCUGCCUGGGGCGCAUUCCCGCGCCGCGCACCGGCUGGCUCUGGCGAGAAGGGUAGGGGCCCCUCCCGGCCGCCUCCCCCGCCUUCCUUUUGAUCCUGCCGCGCACUGCGUCCCCACGCGGAUCCCUGGCUAGCCUCCCGCCUGGCGGCGGAGCCUUGCUCAUGCCGACCCAGCAGCCAGCCGCGCCGAGUACGGGUCCCCCCAAACCCUCCCGGACCCUCUCUGGCUCACUUUGUGACCUGUUUUCUGAUGCAGACUCGGGGUCUAGGAUGAAGGCGGAGCUUUCUACUCGACCUGGGGCAGGAGGAAGGGAGAUGACCCAAGAAGAGAAGUUGCAGCUUCGGAAGGAAAAGAAACAGCAGAAGAAGAAACGGAAGGAGGAAAAGGGGGCAGAACCAGAAACUGGCUCUGCUGUACCUGCAGCCCAGUGUCAAGUAGGCCCGACCAAAGAACCCGCAGGACCUGGCAGUCAGCAGGCCACUGCUGGGGGGAAGGUUCUAACUGGUCGAAGUAAAGCUGAACUUCGUGCUGAACGGCGGGCUAAGCAGGAGGCGGAUCGGGCCCUGAAACAGGCAAGGAAAGGCGAACAAGGAGGGCCACCUCCCAGGGCCUGCCCCAGUACAGCUGGAGAAACCCUCCCAGGAGUGAAGCGUCUCCUUGAGCACACUCAGGUUGAUGACCUCACACUUCUGAGAAGGCUUGCUAAAAAACCAGAGCAACAACAGGUUCCUACACGAAAUGAUUAUGGAUCCAAAGUCAGUCUCUUCUCUCACCUACCCCAGUAUAGCAGACAGAAUUCUUUGACUCAGUAUAUGAGCAUCCCAUCCUCUGUGAUCCACCCAGCCAUGGUGCGACUCGGCCUGCAGUACUCCCAGGGCCUGGUCAGUGGCUCCAAUGCCCGGUGUAUUGCCCUGCUUCGUGCCUUGCAGCAGGUGAUUCAGGAUUAUACAACACCUCCCAGUGAAGAACUCUCAAGGGACCUAGUGAAUAAGCUAAAGCCCUACUUCAGCUUCCUGACUCAGUGCCGUCCCCUGUCAGCAAGCAUGUACAACGCCAUCAAGUUCCUGAACAAGGAGAUCACGGGUGUGAGCAGCUCUAAGCGGGAAGAGGAGGCCAAGUCAGAACUUCAAGCAGCCAUUGACCGGUAUGUGCAAGAGAAGAUUGUGCUUGCAGCUCAGGCAAUUUCCCGCUUUGCUUAUGAGAAGAUCAAUACCGGAGAUGUGAUCCUUGUGUAUGGAUGCUCAUCUCUGGUAUCACGAAUUCUUCAGGAGGCUUGGGCUAGGGGCCGGCGGUUUCGGGUGGUAGUGGUGGACAGCCGGCCACGGCUGGAGGGAAGGCACACACUACGUUCUCUGGUCCGUGCUGGGGUCCCUGCCUCCUACCUGCUGAUUCCUGCAGCCUCCUAUGUGCUCCCAGAGGUUUCUAAGGUGCUAUUGGGAGCUCAUGCACUCCUGGCCAAUGGGUCCGUGAUGUCACGGGUAGGGACAGCCCAGCUGGCCCUGGUGGCACGAGCCCAUAAUGUGCCAGUGCUGGUCUGCUGUGAAACAUACAAGUUCUGUGAGCGUGUGCAGACUGAUGCCUUUGUCUCUAAUGAGCUAGAUGACCCUGACGAUCUACUGUGUGAGCGAGGAGAACAUGUGGCCCUGGCUAACUGGCAGAACCACCCGUCCCUACGGUUGUUGAAUCUAGUCUAUGAUGUGACCCCCCCGGAACUGGUGGAUCUGGUGAUCACGGAGCUGGGAAUGAUUCCUUGCAGUUCUGUACCUGUUGUUCUACGAGUCAAGAGUAGCGACCAGUGAGUGGGGGAACACAGGGUCAAUAAAUGACAUGCUCCCUACAUUCAGCAA